GUUGCAUACACCUCUCUGACGCCGAAGAAGCUUCUUCUCUGUUUCUUCCUCCUUUUACUUUCUUUUCUUUGUUUACAGUUUAGACUUUGAAAUUUUUGUUUCAAUCUCAUUUUUUCAUCUCUUCACAAAAUCUAUCUCUCAAAUCUCUCUCAUAUUCUCUUUUCUUCUUCUUCCUUCAGCUUAUAUUAUCAGUUCUUUGGGCGAUUGAUUUUUUGUACCUAUCGCGAUGCGUGCACCGGCAAUACUUGCACAAUGCUUGCCUGGCCUAGUAACUCAUGAUCGUGGAAGUCUCAGUAUAUCCUCCAUUCCUGAGAAAGAUAUUCAUUUUGUGUCACCAGCAGUGGAGAUUAUUCCUUCGAAGGCAUUUCACUCGGACAAGGACACUGGGGAAAAUAUUGACCAUUUUAAGGGAAUAGUGAGUGUUGCUGAUAUCAUAGGGUUCAGUGGUUCAGAGACAUCCUCAAGACCAGACGGCUAUCUAAAAUCCUGGGCCAGUUCCAUUGAUCUUGUCAAUGUUCUUAAGAAUGAGAUUCGUGAUGGGCAACUGACCUUCAGAGGAAAAAGAGUUCUUGAGCUCAAUUGCAACUAUGGACUUCCUGGAAUCUUUGCUUGCUUGAAGGGAGCUUCCGUGGUGCAUUUUCAAGAUCAAAAUGCAGAAACUGUAAGAUGCACAACUGUACCGAAUGUCCUUGCUAAUCUCAAGCAAGCUCGAGAUAGGCAGAGUCGACAACCAGAGUCUCCCCUUCCCCUUACUCCUUCAAGACAGACUUUAGCACCAACAGUUAAAUUUUAUGCUGGGGACUGGGAAGAAUUACCUGGUGUGUUGUCUACUGUGAAAAAUGAUGGAUAUGAAGUGACGCCUGGAAUGAGUUUGAGCUUCUCCGAGGAAGAUUUUAUGGAUGGAUGUAGUAGCCAAGAUGGUAGCAUCAUUGGGCGCGAAUCUAGUUCGAGAAGGUCUCAAAAACUCUCUGGGAGUCGAGCAUGGGAAAGAGCUAAUGAAGCAGAUCAGGGGGAUCGCGGCUAUGAUAUUAUUUUAAUGACAGAGAUUCCAUACUCAGUUACCUCUUUGAAGAAGUUGUAUGCUCUCAUCAAGAAGUGUAUAAGGCCUCCAUACGGUGUGGUAUAUCUAGCUCCAACUAAGAAGCACUAUGUUGGCUUUAGUAAUGGAGUACGACAGCUGAGAAAUCUGGUAGACGAGGAGGGCGUUUUUGGAGUUCAUUUGGUUAAGGAUUUGGCUGACAGAGAUAUCUGGAAGUUCUUUCACAAGUGAACAAGAAUUCAAAGAUCAGAUGGACUACCAUAGAAAACAUUAAGUGAAAAAACAUCUAGACAAAAUUCAUACUUCUAUACUCUGAAUCUCUAGCAUUCUUUUGUUUUUUACAUUUAAAAUCUCUCCAUAUCUUUUUUGGUACAAAUUUUCUCCAUUUUUCGUAUAGCUUAGUAGUAAGGAAGCUCUGAAUUUGUAGAAUUAGUUGACAUGAGUAUUCUGUGCAAAACUGUCUCAUUCGAUUUUUUUGUACACUUAUAUUGUUGGAAAGAAACUCACAUAUUGGUUGAAAAAAAAUAAUAAAAAGCUAUAUUGAAAUAAA
Messenger RNA from Trifolium pratense (red clover), 1589 nucleotides. RefSeq lists its product as uncharacterized. The transcript is spliced from 8 exons. The record is from RefSeq and is a predicted model, not a curated record. The coding region runs from base 227 to 1270 and encodes 347 amino acids. NCBI's taxonomy places the organism in Eukaryota, Viridiplantae, Streptophyta, Magnoliopsida, Fabales, Fabaceae.